AUGUAUGUACAGCCGGAUGAACCAAUCCAAGAAAAGAACAGAGAACUGGAGGAAAGGAUUGUUGACAAGGAAUUUCCCGCCUUGAAUGCGACGUCGAUGAAUACGUGUGACGUCUCAUAUGAAUCUCGAAACGCUGUUUCCUUUUCUGAUGUCACUAAAAAUAAAAACACAGGUAAAAAAAAACAGGCCAAUAGUAGUAAUUAUACAACGAGAUCACGUAAAUGCACGAAUCAUAGAGAUACACAAUUUACCGAAGAAAGUAAUCAUGCAAAUUUUGAAGAGAAACAAGCUUUACCAAAUGAAGACAAGAGAGACUUUGAUGUGGUUGAAUUGUUAAGAAGAGUGAAAGAAAUAAUAUUUAUGAGGGUCACGAUAAAAGCGAAGAUUAUUAGUGUUAUUAAAUGUUGUAUUGAGUGGUUUUUAUUGUCAGUAGUGGAUAAUUUAGAAGAUUGGCCAAUUCUCAGAGCUUUUAUCGAGUAUUUAAAUGUCAAUGAUUAUGGA
This is a messenger RNA of Brenthis ino (lesser marbled fritillary), 501 nucleotides long. The record is from the annotation of a GenBank genome assembly. NCBI's taxonomy places the organism in Eukaryota, Metazoa, Arthropoda, Insecta, Lepidoptera, Nymphalidae.